Bacillus rossius redtenbacheri is the source of this 10677-nucleotide messenger RNA. RefSeq names its product RNA polymerase-associated protein CTR9 homolog (gene Ctr9). The coding region runs from base 169 to 3891 and encodes 1240 amino acids. Gene Ontology annotation, molecular function: RNA polymerase II complex binding. The record is from RefSeq and is a predicted model, not a curated record. Gene Ontology annotation, cellular component: Cdc73/Paf1 complex. NCBI's taxonomy places the organism in Eukaryota, Metazoa, Arthropoda, Insecta, Phasmatodea, Bacillidae. Gene Ontology annotation, biological process: regulation of DNA-templated transcription; transcription elongation by RNA polymerase II. The transcript is spliced from 23 exons.
GUUAGAAGGCACGUUGAUUGAAUCAGAGGUCUUAAAUAUUUUAUUUCACUGUAGAAUAUUAAACAUAGUAAUGCAAGUACGUUUGUCUACAUUUUCGUCCCCAAUUUAGUUGUGUUGAGGUUAUGACAACAAGUUUACCCUAAGUACUGUGGGCUUCAGCCUGCGAAAAUGUCGAAUUCAGUGGAGAUUCCGCUGAGAGAUACAGACGAGGUGAUAGAGUUGGACUUUGACCAACUUCCUGACGGCGGAGAAGUCCUCAGCAUUCUGCGCCAUGAGCACGCUGAGCUUCAUUUCUGGGUCACCCUGGCCCUGGAGUACUACAAGCAGGGAAAGGUGGACGACUUCAUCCGGAUCCUGGAGGCGUCGCGCUCCGACGCCAACGUGGACUACCGGGACUAUGAGAAGGACCAGAUGCGGGCCCUGGACAUGCUGGCGGCGCACUACGUGCAGCAGGCGAACCGCGAGAAGAACAAGGACCGCAAGCGGGAGCUGUUCGCCAAGGCCACCCUGCUCUACACCACCGCAGACAAGAUCAUCAUGUACGACCAGAACCACCUGCUGGGACGGGCGUACUUCUGCCUGCUGGAAGGGGACAAGAUGGAGCAGGCGGAUGCACAGUUCAACUUUGUGCUGAACCAGUCGCCCAGCAACAUCCCCUCGCUGCUGGGCAAGGCCUGCAUCGCCUUCAACAAGAAGGACUACCGUGGGGCGCUGGCGUUCUACAAGAAGGCGCUGCGCACCAGCCCCGGCUGUCCGGCCGCCGUGCGCCUCGGCAUGGGACACUGCUUCAUGAAGCUGGGCAACCAGGAGAAGGCCCGCCUGGCAUUUGAGCGGGCCUUGCAGCUGGACCCCCAGUGCGUUGGUGCCCUCGUCGGGUUGGCGAUCUUGAAGCUGAACCAGCACGAGCCAGACUCAAUCCGCUCCGGGGUGCAGAUGCUGUCCAAGGCGUACUCCAUCGACUCCACCAACCCUAUGGUCUUGAACCAUCUCGCCAACCACUUCUUCUUCAAGAAGGACUAUCAAAAAGUGGGGCAUCUCGCCCUGCAUGCCUUCCACAACACGGAGAACGAGGCCAUGCGCGCGGAGAGCUGCUACCAGCUGGCACGCUCCUAUCACGUGCAGGGAGACUACGACCAAGCGUUCCAGUACUACUACCAGGCGACGCAGUUCGCUCCGGCGUCGUUUGUACUUCCCCACUUCGGUCUGGGGCAGAUGUACAUCUACCGUGAGGACACGGAGAAUGCGGCCAUAUGCUUCGAGAAGGUCCUGAAGUCGCAGCCGGGCAACUAUGAGACGAUGAAAAUCCUGGGGUCGCUGUACGCCAGCUCGUCCAGCCAGUCGAAGCGGGACAUAGCCCGCAGCCACCUGCGCAAGGUGACGGAGCAGUUCCCGGACGACGUGGAGGCGUGGAUCGAGCUGGCGCAGAUCCUGGAGCAGUCGGACCCGGCGGCCGCUCUGGCCGCCUACGGCACGGCCACUCGCAUCCUGCGCGACAAGGUGCGCGCCGACGUCCCCCCGGAGAUCCUCAACAACGUGGGCGCCCUGCACUACCGGCUGGGCAACCUGGAGGAGGCGAAGCGCAGCAUGGAGGCAUCGCUGGCCCGCUGCAAGCUGGAGGCUGAGCACGACCCACAGUACUACAACUCCAUCGCUGUGACGACCACUUACAACCUGGCGCGCCUAAACGAGUCACUGUGCCAGUUCGACCGUGCAGAGAAGCUCUACAAGGACAUCCUGAAGGAGCACCCCAACUAUGUUGACUGCUACCUGCGGCUGGGCUGCAUGGCGCGCGACAAGGGCCAGAUCUACGAGGCGUCCGACUGGUUCAAGGAGGCCAUCAACAUCAACAACGAGCACCCCGACGCGUGGUCCCUGCUGGGGAACCUCCACCUCGCCAAGAUGGAGUGGGGGCCGGGCCAGAAGAAGUUUGAGCGCGUCCUCAAGAACCCAGUGACGUCGGCCGACGCCUACGCCCUGGUCGCCCUCGGCAACGUGUGGCUGCAGACGCUGCACCAGCCGACACGCGACCGCGAGCGCGAGAAGCGUCACCAGGACCGCGCGCUCGCGCUGUACAAGCAGGUGUUGCGCAAUGACCCCCGCAACAUCUGGGCUGCCAAUGGCAUAGGGGCCGUGCUCGCUCACAAGGGCUGUGUGAACGAGGCCCGGGACAUCUUUGCUCAGGUGCGCGAGGCCACCGCAGAGUUUUGCGAUGUGUGGCUCAACAUUGCGCACAUAUACGUCGAGCAGAAGCAGUACGUCAGCGCAAUACAGAUGUACGAGAACUGCUUCCGCAAGUUCUACAAGUACCACCACGUGGAGGUGCUGCAGUACCUGGCCCGGGCCUACUUCAAGGCCGGCAAGCUGAAGGAGGCCAAGAUGACGCUGCUCAAGGCACGCCGCGUUGCACCCCAGGACACAGUAAUCCUGUACAACAUCGCGCUGGUGCUGCAGCGGCUGGCCACACACAUCCUGAAGGAUGAGAAGUCUACGCUCUCGACCGUGCUUCAAGCAGUGCAUGAGCUCGCCCUGUCCCAGAAGUACUUCCAGUACCUGUCGGUGCACGGGGACCGCAUGAAGUACGACACGACGCUGGCCGGGCUGGAGGCGCGGCAGUGCCAGGACCUGCUGUCCCAGGCCCAGUACCACGUGGCACGAGCACGGCGCGUUGACGAGGAGGAGAAGCUGCAGCGGCGCAAGCAAGAGGAGGAGCGCGAGGCUCUGCGUCUCAAGCAGAAGGAGGAGCAGACGAAGCAGGAGGAGAGGAGGCGACAGGAGUAUGAGGAGAUGAUGAAGAAGAGGCAGGAGUACCGGGAGAAGACGAAGGGUGCGCUGCUGUUCGGGGACAUGCCGAGCGAGAAGCCCGGGAAGAAGGGCGCCAAGCGCAAGACGGAGCAGUACGUGUCGGACUCGGGGGGCAGCGACGGCCCCGUGGACCGCGAGGGCGGUGGCGGAGGGGGGGAGCGCGGCGAGAAGCCCGGACGCAAGCGGCGACGCAAGAGCCCCGACGGAGAGAAGAAGAAGCGUGGAGGAGGUGGGGCCCGCAAGCGGAGGGAGAAGAACCAGGGACAGGGCUCCGACUCAGACGACGACCGCCCCAAAGCCAGGCAGGGCCGCAAGCCCACCAAGGAGCCCCGGGGCAGGAAGAAGCCGACGGCAGUGGACGACGGGCUGUCGUCGAAGCAGAAGAGUCGCAUCGUGUCAAAGGCGACCAUCUCCACCAGCGAGUCGGACAGCGACAGCAACCAGCUCAAGAUCGCGAGCGACGACAGCGGGAAGGAGAAGCCUCGGCAAAAGAAGAAACGUGUCACGUCUGGAUCGAGCCGCUCUCGCUCCCACUCCAAGUCGGGCAGCCGAUCGCGGUCCGGCAGUGGCUCGCGGUCACGGUCCCGCUCGAACAGCGGAUCACGGAGUGGUUCCGCAAAGUCCGGCUCGCGGUCCCGCUCCCGGAGCGGCUCAGCAAAGUCUGGCUCGCGUUCUCGCUCCCGGAGCGGCUCAGCAAAGUCCGGAUCCCGGUCUCGUUCCCGCAGCGGCUCAGCGAAGUCUGGCUCACGAUCUCGUUCCAGAAGUGGAUCCCGGAGUGGCUCAGCCAAGUCACGAUCAAGGUCGAAGUCUGGAUCCAGGUCCCGGAGCGGGUCGGCUGCAGCUUCGCGGUCCAGAUCCGCCAGCAAGUCGCCGUCCCGAUCUCGCAGCGGCUCAAGGAGUGGCUCUGGAAGUCGCAGUGGAUCUGGCAGCAGGAGCGCGUCUGGAAGCAGAAGCAGGUCACCUUCUCCGGAGACGAGGAAGUCGAUAUCGGCCAGCGAGGCUGGGUCGCCCCGGUCCAGUCCUGGGAAAGGCUCAGGUAAAUCUGUGUCAGAAAACGACAGCAAGAACUCCGGUAGUGACAGUGAUUAGCUGCCUCAUGGCCCAGGCAGCUUCCGACUCCUUCACUGGUUGCAUUUCCGUCAGAGGGAGUGUUGCUGUGUUUUUGUUCUUUGGAGUGAGCGAAACGUGGAAAAAGAUGUGGAACUGAUGAAUUUGAACGAUCAACCAGUAUGUAAUUUGUUUGGAGCUGUUUGUCAAUUUUGGAGUCGGAUAAUUGAUAGCAUUGCCGUCUUGUUUACAGUUUGAUCCCUUCUUGUUACCUUUGUAAUAGUUGUGCUAAAGUGAUCUAGUGUUUUUUUUUAAUCAAUUUUUUUCUCACUGUGUCAAUUUAUGACUGUAAGUUUUGAAAAUAAUUUUAGAAGUUUUUUAUUUCUGUUGCUUUUCAUGCUCUUUGUUUAGCAAAAUUAGAAAUAUUAUAAUUGUAAUGAACCCCUCAUUAUGUAGGAUCCUGUCUGCAGUAUAUUUAUUCAAAAUUUUCCUCUUCAAUUAGCUCAGUUCAAAAUACUAUUAAGCACAAAGUUCAUAGUAUUGAAAUAAAUAAAAGAAUAUUCUCUUUUAUGUCACCUGCCAUGAAAUAGGCAUGGGCUACUAAUGGUACCACUCUACUUGAUCUUUUAACAUAACACAAUGGAAUAUUAGAGCUGUAUUACUCAAUCAACGCUACUGCAUCCAUUAUCAAAUUAAUUUGGCUCUUGCUCACGGAUCAAAGCAGAUGUAAUGUGUCUGUUCAUUGUUAAAAAAAAUCACUGUGAUAAUUCUCAUAGUCCAGUUGCACAGGUAGUCAUGCAGACGAGACGCUUUGCUUCUGCACCCCUCAACACUCUGAAAAGUGUGUGAUUUUCCUGCAGAAACAGCCAGUGAGGGCUCAGCUUACUUCAGCAGCAUUCUCUUUUAUCCAAACUCUUAACAACUUUUUUUUUUACAAGGAAGUCUUUUUAGUUUCUUUUAAUUUUCUUGACACUUCAGCUAUCUAUUCUACAGUGAAAGUCAUAUUAUUCACCAAUGUCUGAUUACCAAUUUUUGUAAUAAUUAGGCCUUUGGGGAUUUAUAAAACUAAUUAUUUAUUGUUCGUAUUCAUUUCACUAUCACAGUUCACAAUUUUUAAUUUUUUUUUUCUGGACAGAGUCCUUUCUUCAUAAUUACCAAAUAUUCGUAACAAUCAAUUCAUAGAGUAGAGAAUUCAAAUUUUAAGGGAAUAAAAAGCAAAAACAAACCUUGCAACAUAUUUUAGAACUAACAUAAAAAUUUUACGUCGUUUUUGGUAAAUUUUAUUUACUGUUUUCUUCUGUUCCUAUAAAUUACAUUCAAAGUGUAGUGAAGUUGUUGCAUAUUACCUGGUGAAACUAUGGAAAUUUAGGUUGAGUCAAAAUAGUCAUUGCCAUUGCGCUAAACCAUUUACAAUUCUUUGUUAGAAUUUGAUGUUCCAACUGUUAUAAAAAACUUUUUUUUCACCUACUCAUGAUAUUUGAAUUUGAUGUUCGUAAACAAGAAUAUUUUGCUUUUUGUAUUCAAAUUCAGUUCAAACUGAUACAUAUACAGCUUAUUAAUAAUAAAACACUCAAAUUUAGAAUAUAAACCAAAGUAACACUAACACUAUUGACUUAAUUAUAAAUUUCUAUAAAUGCAUCUAAAAAGAUGCUCGUGGCUAUUUCGCCUAGUGUCCUAUUCGUAAAAAUGCCUCAAUGUUGUUGAUGCACAAGAACCAUAAGUACAUAUAUUUAUUCUGGGUGACGUUAUGUCAAAGUUUGUUAGGUUUUGGGCUGUGUAGCUGUUGUUCUGUAUUUAGGUGGAUCAUACCUUGCCAUCUUAUAUUUUGACAUUUUUGCUAUAAUUCCUUAAGUUAAAUAUAUAUGUAUAUAUACAUAUACACACAGAUAUAUAUAUAUAUAUAUAUAUAUAUAUAUAUAUAUAUAUAUAUAUAUAUAUAUAUAUAUAUAUAUUAGUUAUUUACUUGACUAGUAGAACUGAAGGAUUACUGUGUUUUGGAUGCUGCAAAGUGAAUAUACCAUAUUUACUCACAAAAGGGUUGCCCCUGCGUAUGGGUCACACCCUUACUUUUGGGCAAAAAAUUCUAACAUUUUCACCAUUAUGGUUGCUCUCGAAUAUGGGUUGCGCCAUAUAAAUGUCUCCAAUAGGAUACAAGUGAAAACAUUUUUGUCCGUGUCUCAGCUUAUUGCCACAUAAGAAACACAACACUGAUCUAUUUUCCUUGUCAAUUUUUUUUGACAGUUUCUUCAAUAAAAACAAGUACGCCCUUUACAGCAGUUUUGUCAUGAAUGAAAUGUUGCAGUAGAAAUCGUAGGAAAUCUCACACAAAAACAGUGUUUGCUUCACAAAAACCUAUAGAGAUAUAAACGUGAUGAUUGAGUACAGUGCCAGUUCACAGACAUUUACAACGAUAAUGAGGGAGGGAGAACCAUAAACACUCCUGCAUGGCCACACGUACUCUCUCUCACACACACACACACACAAACACAUAUGCAUGCACGCACACAGGCACGCCUGCACCCCCACUCCCCUCUUUCUCUCUGUGGCUGGUUUAUUUUUAGAUUCCCCCUCUUGCAGAGCCCCAGCCACGUCACUUACCGGCGCUAGCUGGGUAGCCGCCCAACAGGCGGCAGACGUAGCUUAAUGCCUUACACACACUGCUGAGCUAUUUAAAUUAAAUAAUUCAUAUUUACUUGUGACAUAUUUAUUAAAUACCAACACAGACUAGUUAUUUAAGAAAAUAGUCAACCACAACAGUGCAAUGUUAACAAUGUUAAUUUUAUUUUUACCCAAAAUGGAAAAUAUGCAUAAGGGUAGCAGUUCAUUUUACUAAACAAAAAAUCAGCAUAAAAUUUGUGACCCAUAUGCGGGUAAAUACGGUAGAAUUGAAUGCUAAAAAAAUUUAAACAAUCUAAUACAAUUGUGAAUAUUUUUCUUAGCAAGACUCUAUUAAACUUAAUUUAUAAAAAAAAAUGAAAUGAGUGAUGUAAACAAAUAACAUUAUUGGUUAAUGGUGGUACAUAUUGGCUCAACGAAGUAUUCUUAAGAUAUUAUUAAAACAAAAUCCUACAUAAACAACAAUCUAUCCACUAUUGUAAAUAUCCUUGUAUUGAUACACUUUCUAUGCACUUAAAAUAAAACUGCAUGUAACUGAAGAUGCAUGAAGCUAAGGCUUUUCGUUUUUCAAGUUUCGCAACUUACUGAAAUCUUUGCAUUAUGUUUGAAGCUUGGGAUGAAACAAAUUGCUAAAUUCCUGGAAAAAGUUAAAUCAAUUAUCUAAAACAGCUUUGAUUUGAUUUGCUAAGUCGAAGCAUUGCACAGGCCUAACUAUAUAAAUAUGUAAUGACCUUUGAAGAAUUAUUUAUGCUGUUACUGUCUGGUAUUAAAAUUAAUCCUUGCAACUAUGUUUCUGUGAAUAUUGUUUUUUACAUUUAAAUUGAAUUGUGAAUCAAAUAUUACAAAGUUCAGGAAUAUCUGUUAUUUUUCCAGUCUAAUUUUUACAUAUAUUAUUUUUCUCACUCCACAGGAGUUCAAGAAAAAUUGAUCCACAUAAAGUAAAAUAUAAAAUAAAGGUAUAUACGUACAUAGAACCAUAAUGAAGAGGUGUAAAGUAAAGAGAGAAAAAACCUGGCAAUGCAAUUUCGUAAACCAGUAAAUUUUAAGUUUGAAAGUUGUGUUGUUGGUCUGAAUAUAUGCACAAAGUAGAGUAUUAUUAAUUAUUUUAAACUAUAGACACUGAUUAUUUGUUAAAUAUAAAAACAAUGUGUUCAAGUUGCAGAAAACAAAUCUAAAUUUCUAAAUAAAUCAUCUUAGCACUAUACAUGUUACAUUUUUUUUUCUCAGUAAUAAUUUUUUGUGAAUAAGGCCCACGUGUGAAACCAAUAAUUUUAAAAUAUAUAUUAAAUUUGAAAUGUUGAAUCAAUAUCAAGUUAUUCAUGAAUAUAAAAUAUUUUUCAAAUAAUUGCAGACUCCUACUUGCAACCGCUUAUUUUCCUUGAGCAUCUUCAGUUGAAGAAGUACAACUUAGUUACACAGCUAGCAAGUGUUGGUUUCAAUAAAGCUAAAGAUAAAAUGUGGUUGUUCAAGCCUAUAAAACUAAACAACACAUCUGUAUUAGAAAAUGUGGUCAGUUUAUGAAAAAAGAAAUCCUAUAUGGUGGUUCUGAUCCACUUUAGCUGUGUGGAAUGCAACAGUUAUACAUCUACUCCAUUGUUAUAGCUAUGUAUGAUCUGUAUCAGGUUUCUUAAUUUACCUGCCUUUUGUCAGUAUGACCUUCAUAACAGUUUCCUCACCACUGCUUCAUACAUAUUCUCUUUAUACAGUUUUUUUCUUAUAAAGACUGACACCCCGUGGUUGUUACGUAAUUUUAAAAAAUUUAUAAUCACUUGUUGAGACAUGUGUUAUACUUAAAUAAAAAAUUUUCAACUGUGUAAUUGUAGUUAGUUAAAAAUAUAUGUAAGUGUAUUUUAUACGGCACCAUUUUUAAAAUAUAAAUAUUGUCUUAAUAUUAUAUCAUAUCCCAUGUAUCGAAACUUAUGUAACCGUAGAACUUUUUUUUUUUUACCUUUUUUUACAGUGACCAAGGUAAUGUCGUGUAAAUAAAGAAAAACCUGAAACAUCAUCUCAUAAACAGUUAAUCGAAGUUGUAUUGUACAUGAAACCAAAUGUAAGUUAGUGGAAGUUUGGUGGUCUUUUGAUAUUGGAAAAUUAUAGUUCAACCUCUUGAAUUUAUUUAGUGUAAUUUAAUUUUAAUGUGUGAAACUCAAACAAGUUUAUAUGUCAAAUAUUUGUUCUCUCUUACAGUUUUUUUUAGUUGGGAAAAAGAAAAACAGAGUUUACUUGUAACAUUUAGAAGUGAACAGAAAUAAUAACCUUAGUCUAGCUAUGCCUAGUGUGGGUUAUCAUUGUGUGCUGUCAUGCGUUUAGUGAAUGGCAUUUUUAAUUAUUAUUUUUCGAACAAAAAACAUACACGGGAACUAGGAAAAAAAUGUUUAGAAGUAGGGUGUUUACACAUAACUAAGUCAUGAAAAAGUAACAAACUAGACUGGUUAUAAAUCUUUUGUUUCUAGCAGCCAUUAGUUAAAUCACAUUUUGUCGCUCAUGGAGAAUGUCAACGUGGUUAUGUAAAGAGUCAUCUCGGAAAAAAGUUUUAGCUAUCCAACGUAAAAAAGUCUGUAAGUUCCUGUUUUGCAUAUGUAUUUAUAUAAAAAAUGACCCAAUGAUUUAAAAAAUAGUGGUAAGAAAAUUUUAUUGAAGCUCCUGAAAAAGUCCUGAAACUAGUUCUCCAGUUAUUAAUAGAGCAUUAUUCUACUCAUGUCGAUGUAGCAAUGAAAGUGCUCAUCAUUGGCCCUACCGCACGCCAGGAUAUAUUUUUACAUUUUAGCUGAUGUAAUGGUCUUUGGAAGUCCUUGCUUUCCCAGUUUGUAGUCCUUGAAUUUUUAGUGUUUGCAUGAUUAGAAUGGUUGUGAAUAAUAGUGAGUGGCUAGUGGUGAUGUUAUGCAUUUUUGCAAUCAAAUUGGUACAAUGUUCUUAUUGCCUACAUAUUUGUUUGUUUAUUCCUAAGAAGAAAGUUCAUAGCAAAUACUAAAGGUUUAUGAGCAUUCACAAACAUUCCUAGUAUUUUCUUUUAUGUAUUUGCUCUAUAAUAGUGUUAAAAAAAAUAAUUUGUAAAAAAAGAAAAUUUACUUAUGUAUGUAGCUUACUGAUUUAAACUGAAAAAGAAAAAUGUCUUAACUUAUAUCAAUAUUAUCAGUUAGGUCCUUAAAAUGUACUUAUGAACUCUUGAAUAGGACAUGAAAUUAUCUACAAGAACCCUGUAAUACUUGGUGCAAUUCAACCUUUUUUCACAAUAUCGUAUUCAAACUAAAACUGUCCUGUGCAAGAGAAUAACAUAUAACAUGAUUUUUAAAGAAAAAGUACCAACAAUUUUACAGUAAAGUGUUUAUGGAUGUUUUUUCUGUGUUUAAAUGUUUCAGAAUUUAAAAACUAGUGAUGGGUCAAAUCCAAAAUUUCUUCAAUUUGAAUUACAAAAACCAUUUCGAAUCUAUCCCAUAAAUCCCACAAGAAAUAAAAAAUAUUCAAUAAUUAAUUGAAACAGUCAACUUUUAAAGUGUUUGUUUCAAGAACUAAGUUUUCUGAAUUACCUAAUAAGUAUGUGUCGUAAUUUUAUUUAUAUAGUUGCAUUUUUAAAAUAAAAUAUCUUAGGGAAUGGCAAUGAGAGAGAUAUGAAGAAAAUCACAGUUCUUCUAAACUUCAGAGUUGUCACUUGUCAGUGUUGAAUUUUUGAAUUUACUAUAGUUCUUACAGCAUUUUUCUUGAUAUCUUUUAAACGCUAGAGAUUCAAUGGUAUUUGAAGGUUCGAGAAUUCAACCAGCCCAUCAUCAUUAAAACAUAAACCUACAAUAACAUUGUCGUACUUUUUCUUCUAUAGCCAUGUUCUUGUUGCAGUGCACAAUACGGUUUUCAUUAAAAAGUAGUGAUAUUGAUAAAAUUUAUGGAAAAUAGCCUAGUAGUAGUUUACAUGUAAAAUCCUAUCCCGGUGUACAGCUAUGUCUGUAGGCAGGCAUGCCCUUUUAGUGGUUCUAGAAAUUCACACAUUACACUGAGCUUCAAAUUGGUAGUGUGGGAACUACUUCAAAAAUAAUUUUCUGUUGUAAACACCUAACUCUGUGGCUGUGUAUAUUUACUUGUGUAUGUGUGUUCUUGAAUCACAAAAGCAAAUUGUAUUUAGAGUGAAUGAUUUCGGUGAGUAAAUAUGUUUUAUGUAUACAUUUUGUCUUGAGUGAGUGUGACACAAAUAAAAAAACAAAAAAGUAUUUAAAAUAUAGU